Mesocricetus auratus (golden hamster) is the source of this 8107-nucleotide messenger RNA. RefSeq names its product protein phosphatase, Mg2+/Mn2+ dependent 1A (gene Ppm1a). Gene Ontology annotation, biological process: protein dephosphorylation; negative regulation of canonical NF-kappaB signal transduction; positive regulation of canonical NF-kappaB signal transduction. The coding region runs from base 353 to 1501 and encodes 382 amino acids. Gene Ontology annotation, cellular component: nucleus; cytosol. The record is from RefSeq and is a predicted model, not a curated record. The transcript has 6 exons. Gene Ontology annotation, molecular function: magnesium ion binding; manganese ion binding; protein serine/threonine phosphatase activity. Lineage: Eukaryota; Metazoa; Chordata; Mammalia; Rodentia; Cricetidae.
GAGCCAGAACGCCGUGGUCUCCGCGCCGGCCGGGUCCGCAGCUCGGGAUCGGGUGGCUGGGGCGGGGGGAGGGGGGCCCAGGCAGGUGGGGCGGCAAGCGAUGAGUCCUCGGCGCCUCCUCCGCCUCCCGCGGGCCCCGCUCUCUGCCUCCCGCUCCAACGCCCGGAUGAUCUGAGCCGCGAGGGCUCCGAGAGCCGGGGGCCCGGACCCAGCCCGGCUCCUCCCCCCUCCUUCGCCCGGGCCCGGCCGCCGCUGUGGGACCCCGUGCCCGGCCGCCGUCGCCGCCGCCUCCCCGGCCGACCAAGGGACCCGCCCGCCCGCGGCUGCUCCGGACCUAGAGGAUCAAGUCAUAAUGGGAGCAUUUUUAGACAAGCCAAAGAUGGAAAAGCAUAAUGCCCAGGGGCAGGGGAAUGGGUUGCGAUACGGCCUAAGCAGCAUGCAAGGUUGGCGAGUUGAAAUGGAGGAUGCGCAUACAGCUGUGAUCGGUUUGCCAAGUGGACUUGAGACAUGGUCAUUCUUUGCUGUAUAUGAUGGGCAUGCUGGUUCUCAGGUUGCCAAAUACUGCUGUGAGCAUUUGUUAGAUCACAUCACCAAUAACCAGGAUUUUAAAGGCUCUGCAGGAGCACCUUCUGUGGAAAAUGUAAAGAACGGGAUCAGAACAGGUUUUCUGGAGAUUGAUGAACACAUGAGAGUUAUGUCAGAGAAGAAACAUGGUGCAGAUAGAAGUGGGUCAACAGCUGUGGGGGUCUUAAUUUCCCCCCAACAUACCUACUUCAUUAACUGUGGAGACUCGAGAGGUUUGCUUUGUAGAAACAGGAAAGUUCAUUUCUUCACACAAGACCACAAACCAAGUAACCCGCUGGAAAAAGAACGAAUUCAGAAUGCAGGGGGCUCUGUGAUGAUUCAGCGUGUAAAUGGCUCUCUGGCUGUGUCAAGGGCCCUUGGGGAUUUCGAUUACAAAUGUGUCCAUGGAAAAGGUCCCACAGAGCAGCUCGUCUCACCAGAGCCGGAAGUCCAUGAUAUUGAAAGGUCUGAAGAGGACGAUCAGUUCAUUAUUCUUGCGUGUGAUGGUAUCUGGGAUGUCAUGGGAAACGAAGAGCUCUGUGACUUUGUGAGAUCCAGACUUGAAGUCACUGAUGACCUUGAGAAAGUUUGCAAUGAAGUAGUCGACACCUGUUUGUAUAAGGGAAGUCGAGACAACAUGAGUGUGAUUUUGAUCUGUUUUCCCAAUGCACCUAAAGUCUCAGCGGAAGCCGUGAAGAAGGAGGCAGAGCUGGACAAGUACCUGGAAUGCAGAGUAGAAGAAAUCAUAAAGAAGCAGGGGGAAGGCGUCCCAGACUUAGUCCACGUGAUGCGCACAUUAGCGAGCGAGAACAUCCCCAGCCUCCCACCCGGGGGUGAAUUGGCAAGCAAGCGGAAUGUAAUUGAAGCCGUUUACAAUAGACUGAAUCCUUACAAAAAUGAUGACACUGAUUCUGCAUCAACUGAUGACAUGUGGUAAAACGGAUCAUCUAGCCAUGGAUUCACCUUCGCCUCCAGGAGAGUGCAGCUCAACCUUGCCGAACCUGUUCACGUCCAUCAUCGACUUUAAGGAAGGGGUACGACAUGGGUGAGGGACUACACCAGAGAGCUUCAGCGGUGGAACAGCUAGCCCAGAACGGAUUUCUUUUUUUAAUUGUAAAUUUGAAACUUAUGUAAACGUGAUUUCAAACCGUAAUUCAUGUUGUAAAUCAGACUCCAGCAAUUUUUGUUGUAUGAUUUUGGUUUUUUGUAAAGUGUAAUUGUCCUUGUACAAAGUGCUCAUAUUUAAUUAUGAACUGCUUUAAAAUCACUAUCAAUGAUAAAGGAAAUGUUUGGCUUGUUGUGUGACACAACAGAUGUAGUCAUGCUGUGUUUGGACUUGGGGUUGGGAUAGGGGAAGCAGCAGCCACAUAGCUAGAUGCUCAUGUGCACAUGAUUAUGAAGAAUUCCAAAAUCUACAAAGCUGAACAUCCAGGGAGUUAUGGAAAACUGUCUUUGUGUUCUGGCGAGGGCCUGGCUUGUUAACGCAGCCAUUCCUUCUUACCUGUCUCUAGGAUGUCCUCUCCUUGCAGCCCAGAGUAUUGCAGGUGAUACCAUAUAUUCAUGAGAGUAUCAAUUUUGGGCUAAAAUGCCUUGAUUCUUUGCACCUCUUUAUGAGCCCUUACAUUCAGUUACUAACUGGUAAGCAGCAGCUUCCUACACAGUAGGAGACUGCCAUUUUUUUUCCUAUCAUGAUUGGCUGGGCCUGCUGCUGUUCCUAGUAAGAUAUUCUGAAUUCCAUUUUAUCAAUAAAGCUUGGUUUAACAAACAAGAAAUUUAAUCAUGUACGUGUAGUUCCUCUUACCCCGGCUUUCAAAACCCCGUGCUAUUGUAAAUGGACCAUUCCUCCUAGGGAAAGGUGUUAGUCUCCUUAAAUUGGAUGAUGGUGUUACACCAGGUGCAGAUGGAUCGAAAGAUCGGAGUCUGUGUUGUCCUCACUUGUUUUUAAAAUGAGUUUCUUUCAGGCUGCUUACUUCUCAGUAAGAUGUGCAUCGGCUUGAAUUUACCUACUGUUAAAAGAAUUGUCAAAGUUUGGCAGUCCUAACACUAUGAUAGAUGUGUGUGUGUUGAAUGUGUGUUUGCCUGUACCUUUUAAUUGACCCACGUCUUUAGAAUCUAAGAGGUUAAGAUGUAUUUGUGAUUUGAAAUAUAGCAUGUUGAUAAUAUUUAGCUGUUGGCCUUUAAAAAUAAAUUUCAAAGCUUAAGGAAUUGUAGAUAUAAAACACCUAAUUUAAUUUAGGCUUAAACCCCUGAUGAAGCAUGUAAGAGUAAGUUUAAUAGUCUGUCACAUUAUAAAGACCGCUGUUGUGUACCCGUCUGUGUUUUUGUCUCUUUAGGUUGAGUGCUGUAUUUAUCAACAUGCCCUUGACUGGGCUAGCAGUCAGGUUCCCCACUAGGAAACAAUUCCAAUACGUUAAAUACAAAGUGACAGCUUUGUGUACAACAGUUAGUAUAUAAUACAUUCUGUUCUAUUUGUUUUUUCCAAACGUGGAAUUAGACAUGUUUGUGUAUACAGCCUUAAAGCCACUGUAACGCUAAGGGCAUAGUAGGAAAGCACUGUGAGUGUCUGAAGACUUCAGUACCUACAAUACCAGCGGACUUUUGAUUAUCCCUCUUGUGAGGUGACUAAAUGUAACCUAAUUGUAUUUAAUCUAUAUCUUAGUCCAGCAUGAAUGAAGAAAAGCUGAAAUACUAAUUAUAUUUACAAAUUCAUAACAGCUGCAAUUACAGAACCAGUUCCAAACUUAACAAUAAAUGCUUAAUGUCUAAAUCUGUGGGAGAGUUGGAAGUAUGGUGAUGUUCUGAGUGGUGGCUUACAGAGAUGUGCAUGCGCAUGUCAUGAAAACCAGUACUGUUAGCACAAACUGGGUGGCUGACAGCUGAGGCUGAGAUCCUGACAGGCGACCUAGGUCCUUUAUUUUUAGAUGUAACCUGGAAGCCUUUACUUUGGGAAAAUUCAAAAUCCCCGAGCUGGUUUGUGUAUGGUCGCUGUUGAAAUUAAAACUUACAUGGUGGAAAGCUGUAUGUCAAAUGACAGCCGCUUAGUUAGGUAACCCUUGCUUGAGAUUGUCUCAACAGAAAGGAAAUUGAGAUGCUCGUCUGUUGAGGUUGUUAGUUCUGAAGGAUGGAGUAAGAAGUGCUGGGGUCUAAGAAGACUGAAUCUGUCCACAUGCUGCAGCACUAUACUUAGGUAUCAUUUUGCAUUGUAACCACAGGAAGGAGGUUAUGCCUACUUCCUGGGCAAAUGGCAGUGGUGGAAGCCAGCAGCUCUGUUUUGGAGGGGGGUGUUCAUACCUGCAUGAUACACUUCAUUCUUGAUCUCUGUCCACUUUCCUGCUAAUUAACAUCUCAGGACAUUUGCCUCAAAAAAAAAUCUGGAUGUGUUGUUUUGCUUUUACGUGGAGGGAAAGUUCUUGUGUGAUAGUAACAUAACAUGCAGAGUAUACUUUCAUGUCAGUUGGAAAAUUCAGUUCUGCAUAGCAAGCUUUUCAUAACUUACAAAGUUUUGAGUAAGCCAGCACAGGCCUUUAAUCCCAACACUUGGGAGACAAAGGUGUGAUCUACAGAAGGAGUUCCAGGACAGAGAGACUACACAGAGAAACCCUGUCUCAAUGUAUGCACCCCCCCAACAUGUUUUUUGUCUCUCUUACUGUUUUAACACAGUAAGCCAGGCAUGGUGGUGCACACCUCUAAUGCCAGCCCUCUGGAGGCUGUGGCAGCUGGAUCUCUGAAUGUGGUCUCCAUAGUUCCAGGACAGCUAGGGCUACACAGUGAGACCCUGUCCCAUCUGAUUUUCACUUUCUUGUGGAAUAUCCUUGGACUGAUUUUAAAAAGCAUUUCAUGAUCAAAAUAAACUGUAAAAACCAAAGUGGUUACUGUCUUGACUUCAGAACUUCUCAAAUAGCUUCAGUCACUGUGCAUUUAUUUGACUCUAGGUAGUUAACAGCUGUUCCAGCUGCUUAACUUUAUACAACAUAGUAUUAGGAACUCGGGGUGGAAAAGCCAGGUGUGGGGGCUCCCACCUGUGGUCUUAGCACUUGGGAGGCUGAAGCAGGAGAAUCAUGGCUUUAAGACUAAACUGGGCUACAAAUUGACACCCUAUCUGGAAAAAAAAUUCUUUUAAAGAAAUUCUUUAUAAAGAAUUUUGAGUUAUGUGAUACAAAUAAUUUAAAUUACAAUACUGCCUACAGUGACCGUGUAUUUGGGAACAUUAAACCAACUAAGCUCAGCUUUUCCACAAAGUAUUAAGUGUUACCAAAAUACUGUUCUAGGUUAAGCCCCUGGGGACUGUAAAGAAAUGAAGUAGGUUCUCAGAGAGGGAGUUCACAUUUGGGCAGAAUUUAGAAGCGGUGUAUGUAUUAUAAGUGGAUCAUUCAUAUAAAUGAAGAAAAAUGUAUUGCCCACCCCCUUUUUACCUAGUACUUUCUUCAACAAAGUAGGUUGCCACCUGGAAAAAUUAGUUGAUAUUUCUUUAUUCCCUCAAAUUGUUUCCCCCCCCAAAAGUUGAAAUCAUUCAGUAGGAGAUCAUGUUCAGCAUAAGAAUAAAUUGGACUGCUGAAGGGUAUCUAACAUCUAUACAGAGUACGUGGUUAUCUAUAAGAAAUGGCCUUGACUUUCCCUACUGAUGACAGCAAGUGACAAGCAAGUAAUGCAUGUCCUAGAGUUCUCCAACCCCCCAGCUACAGGUGGUAUCUAAGGUUAGGGCCUCCUGUAGAUUCUCCCUUACCUAAAACUUUGGUCUUCAUGUUACAGCACCGGUGUUCAUGUGAAAUUGUUGAACUGUCUAAUGUGUGUUAGUGAUUCAGAGUAGCCGCACUUACACCUGUCCUUACUGUACAAAUUAAACGGGGAAUUUAAUGUGGAUUCCCAAAAGACUGAUGAAUUGGUUUUGUUUCCAUUUUUAAUUUCUUGUUAUAUACUUCUAGUUCAAACUUUGCUAAUUUUACAGUAUAGAAUUUGGUAUCCGAAAAGAUGUAAAUAUUUUAGCAUGUAAAUAUUUCUCAUGUGAGGUUUUUGUUUGGAGGGACCUUCAAGGAUGUUAUAUACUCACAUAUUCUGGUGAUGAGAUGACCAUUUUAAAUUUACUAAUCUUCUAAUUAGAUUUUCGUUCAGGCAUUUGAAAAUAUUUAAUUUUAGAAGCUUGACUUUACUUUAUAUCCUACAAUAAUGUACUGUGUGUUUUGGUUUGCAGUUGUUUUAAAUUAUCUAUUAUUUCAGUAUAUGCUUGAAAUAUUUAAGAACAUGUUUUUCUAAAUGUGUAAUACUGUGUCACAUUGGUCAGUAACUCAGAGAAACGUCAUUGCUGGUAGAGUGCAGUGUGACCAAUGUUGGCUUUGCUGUAUUGUCAAAUGAGCAUCUUCCAUUUAGGGUCAACUCAACACAAAUCCUUGCCUUCUUUAUCUAGUAUUCAGCUACUGGCUUCUGCUUUCUUCCUAUCCAUUUAAACAGCAUGGUGAAGUGUCAGAAAAACUCAGAUGGCCAGGCAUGUUAAUGCACAGCUUUAAUCCCAACACUCGGGAGGCAGAGGCAGGCGGAUCCCUUGAGUUCAAGGCCAGCCUGGUCUACAGAACAAGUUCCAGCGCAGUCAGGGCUACAUAGAGAAACCCUGUCCCAACUUCCGCACCUCCACUGCCACCCCCAAAAGAGAAAAGCUCAAAUGGUAUUCAAAUUGCAGUUGUUUUUACAAGACAGGAAAGUUAAAUUGGAAUAACCAUAAAAACUUUUUCUUCCUUAUUCUAAACGAAAUAUCCCCCCACCUGCUUCCAUUUCCCCUCCUCAAUUGGUGCCAACACACACACACACACACACACACACACACCUUAAACAGAAAGGCCAACUCUGUCCUCGUGAACAAGAAAAGCCAUGUAUUACCUCAUCAAGGCCAAUUAAUACUUUAUUAUACUGGGUUGAAAGCGAGAAAACUCAGGAUGUGGAAUAGUGGGGGAGGGCACUAUGAUUGCUUUGGAACUGGCUGUCAUUGUUCCGGAGCUGAGUGUCACAGAAGUCAGCCAGAGAUAACUGAGUUUGCUUUUCUGAUCUACUGAUCCAACACAAGCAACUGAGACAAGCUCAGUGUUCAUUCACCCAAGCCCACUCCUUUGCUCUUCGUUGCUCCAGUCCCAGGUUCUACUGGCUGCCUUCUCACCAAACAGUGUUUAGGAUAAUUGUUCAUUUUAUGUGGUCCUGACUAAUGAAAGACUGCUGAGUAAUAUUUGUGUCUGUGUGGUCCUGUCUGAAGUGAGCUAGUUUGUGUAGAGCUUGGGUAGCUGUAGAACAAAAUUAGAUCUUGAUUGCAUACAUUGAAUAGCACAGGUUUGUUCUUGAAGGGUUUCUUAAACUUUUGGGAAUCACAACCCUUUGACUCUGAGGGACUGACUGCACCUGGGAAAAUACAUAAUAUAUAUAUAUAUAUCCCCAAGACUGUCUCGUUGGCCUGGUCUAAACCCUCUGUUAUAACGUAAGACACCAUCUUCUCCAGUAGAACCCCAAAUACUCAAACAGCAUAAAAAAAUCUAUCAGAAGGAAUUGUUUAUUUUACUUUGCAAAGAGUAAGGUGGCAGUGGGCACCCGGCUGGAAUCUGUUAUGAGGGUUUUUUGCUUUUGUUUUUGGCUUGUUUGUUUGUUUUCUGAGGUCCUUGGUUGUGGGAACCUAUUUGUAAAGGCGGAAGAAUGGUGAUUAGGCCAGUUUGGGAGGUUGAUUAAGAUUUGCAACUCCUGAAACGCAGCAACAAAAAGUGAAGUGGAAAUGGACUGUUUCUGGCAUGUUCUGCCCCUCCAAAGUGGAGGUUAACAGUAUGUUAGCAACACAUUAGCUGUCAGGUUUCACUCAGGUUUGAAGAUUUUCAUUAAAUACUAACUUAAUUUCAGAUUCUAAGGAAUUAAGUACUUCAUAAAGAAUGUUUAAAAUAAGGUCUGACGUAGCUGUGUAGAAGAUUAAUGGUAUUGCUACAAAAGAUAACAUAAUUACAUUUAAAAAUGGUGUUCAAUUUGCUGCCAAAAUUUCAUGUUCAGUUCUAGCUUGACUCAUUAUUGUAGAAGUAGAAACAGAAUUAUUUUACCUAGCUAGCCCUGAACUAACACCGUAGCAUAUCUGCAGAAAAAAUACUGUGUAGCAUUGAUGCCCAGCACCAAAUUAGUUUUACAAAUGUAAUUAUUGCACUUCAUUUAUAAGUGUUUCAAGUGGGGAGACAUGUACAUGUUAAAAGCAUGUUGCAUUAUACAUAAAUUCAAUUUUUUAAACCUAUCGAUGUAAGAACUGCAGGAAUAUUUUUCUUAAACAUAAUAUGUAACAGAAUUCUCCACUUUGCAGUUUAUGUGACCCACAGUUUUAAAGAAAUUCCAUAAAUGUAUAUUUUGUAUUAUGUACCAUUUCCUGGUCCAAAGAAAAUAUGUGAAUUUAGUUCUAAUUUUAAGAAUGUACUUUUGUUUUCUAGUUCUUUGAAAAACUGCAUUCAGCCUGUGAAUGGUUACAGAUUGUAUGUGAGAUGGAAAGUAGAAAUUUCUAGUUUGCAAAAAUCGGUGCCACUGAAUAAAACAGGCAAUUGCA